GACAAGAGAAGAAGAGCGAGAGAGGAGAGAGAAGACGGAGAAGAGAGACAUUGAACUCUGGGAGUUUCCUGUGAGACAAGGCCUCUCCCACCAUGGUGGACUUGUUCCUGGGCAGGGUUCUAGUGAAGAACAACCGUGAUCGAGACGAGCUGGACACGGAGAAAGAGAUCGUGCUGCGCCUGCAGAACCGCAUCCUGCUGCUGUUCUUCGGAUCUGCAGACUGCGAGCGCUGCCAGGAGUUUGCCCCCACACUGAAGAACUUCUUCAAGCGCCUGACAGACGAGUUCUACGUGGAACGCUCGGCCCAGCUGGUCCUCCUUUACAUCAGCCUCGACCAAUCAGAAGAGCAGCUGGACAGCUUCCUCAAAGAGCUUCCCAAGCGCUGCCUGUUCCUGGCCUACGAGGAUCCCUACAGGAGGGAGCUGGAGUCCAUGUUCGAGGUGGAGGACUUCCCCAGGGUGGUGGUGCUACGCCCCGACUCCUCCGUCCUCUCAUCCAACGCCGUCCAGGAGAUCUGCAGCCUGGGCACGGACUGCUUCCGCAACUGGCAGGAAGGGGCGGAGCUUAUCGACAGGAACUUCCUGAUCAACGAGGAGUUUGACGAGACCAAGAUGCGCAGCAUGACCGACCCCCUGCGGAGGAUCAAGUACAAGGUGGAGGACAAGAAGAAGAAGAAGAAGAAGAGAGGGUGGGGAGGGGGGGGAGAGGAGGAAGAGGAGGGAGGGGGGAAUGUGGGAGGGGAGGGAGGAGAGGGAGGAGGAGGAGGGGCUUGGGGGUGAAGAUGUUUGAAGGACACAAGGACAAAAAGAGAGGGCGGAGUUUUAACUUCAGUAGGAUUGAGUCAAUCAUCUGAAUACUCUCUAGUGAUUGGUUGGUGUCCAUCUUGUCUGGUCCUUGAUUGGCUGAUUGUAACAUCCUUCAAUGAAUGCAUGGUUGCUGAGACCAUGGAUAGAGGUUCAUCUUGUAGCGUGAUUUUGGCUAGCUAACCUGCUAGCAGCCAACUGCAGCUAGCGCACACAACUGUGCUGGGAUAACAAGUGCAAGAUCCUGCUUUAGAAAGGCCAAUUGUAAUGGUGUGGGUAGUUGGCAAGGGGCUAACAAGCUAGCUAACAAUCUAACUAAUCUGAGUGAUUGGUUUAAAAUGGCUGAAAAAGGUCAUGCUAACCACACCUUAGCAUUUUCUAACCAGAAGGCUAUGGACAAAAUCUGUUAGUUGUCAAGAAGUAAUCCCAAAUUGAGGAGUAGGGUGCAACAUCGUUUUUCUUUUUCAUGAAGUCUGUACUACCUGUUUUGGCCGAUUUAGGCCGGUAAAUGUAAAUACCAUUAAGUAACGAUUUAUGGAUGACAUGUAGCCUAACUGUGACAUAAUCAAACAAAACCACACAUUUUCUCAUUUAUAUUCCUUUAUAUGAUUAUUUUUUUCAUGAUUUCACGUCAUUCUAAUAUUUAUCUCUCUAGUGGCGGAUAUUUUCUGACCUCUGUUUCAAGGUAAUGUAAAGUAAAUUACACAAAUACAUGUCAAGUAAAUAAAGUAACUCGACAAGUGAGUCUCACAGACUACCUAUCUCGACACGGACCCACCAUGUCGACAUCGAGUGACUUGAUAUCUAUCUAUAAUUCCAGGAAUCUCUGUCUCUGUAAGUAGUUGUGGCACGAUUACCUCGACUACCGGGAACUGUAUGAAAGGUUAGCCAAGCACAUUGUUCCAUUAUGCAACAUGUAUGUAAGGAGAUGUUGCAGCCGGGAUGGUUGCAGACCGACUCGGCUUUCAUUUAUUGUCAAACAUUUUUUCAGGAAAGUAUUUGUCUUCGGCGCUCAAUUCUCACUAUUAUAACGAUGUCCAUCCAUCCAUCCAUAACAUUGGAGACUGUAAUUUGUGUAAUUUCCAAAAUAAACAGACACAAGAAAAUAGCAACUGACAGCAUUUU
Osmerus eperlanus (European smelt) is the source of this 1928-nucleotide messenger RNA. It is a transcript of the gene nxnl1, whose product is annotated as nucleoredoxin like 1. The transcript has 4 exons. Lineage: Eukaryota; Metazoa; Chordata; Actinopteri; Osmeriformes; Osmeridae. Gene Ontology annotation, biological process: photoreceptor cell maintenance. Bases 93 to 779 code for a protein of 228 amino acids. Gene Ontology annotation, cellular component: mitochondrion. The record is from RefSeq and is a predicted model, not a curated record.